Messenger RNA from Capra hircus (goat), 3313 nucleotides. It is a transcript of the gene NPFF, whose product is annotated as neuropeptide FF-amide peptide precursor. The transcript has 3 exons. NCBI's taxonomy places the organism in Eukaryota, Metazoa, Chordata, Mammalia, Artiodactyla, Bovidae. Gene Ontology annotation, cellular component: perikaryon; dendrite; axon terminus. The record is from RefSeq and is a predicted model, not a curated record. Gene Ontology annotation, molecular function: neuropeptide hormone activity; G protein-coupled receptor binding. The coding region runs from base 2764 to 3231 and encodes 155 amino acids. Gene Ontology annotation, biological process: excitatory postsynaptic potential.
GACGGAAAGAGCUGGCAUUCUUAUUCCUCCUUUUUAUGCAGGGGAAGACACAGCCUAGAGGAGGUGGGUGGUUUGUAGGAAUUACAUAACACACCAGAAGGCUCAGCUCUGUGCACUGCCCUGGGGACAAGGGCCCUCGGCAUCAUGAGAGCCCACGUAGAAAGAACUCGGAGAUCAGACGAUGUUGGAAGGCAGGUGAAGUGAGAGCCCGCGUAGAAAGAACUCGGAGAUCAGACGAUGUUGGAAGGCAGGUGAAGUGGCCUCUUAGCCUUUCAGCAUUUUGUCCCCACUUCCCCACAACUAGAAAAUAAUAAGCCCUACCCUCAAGAAGCUAGGAGUGCACAGAGACUUAGAGAAGCAUUCUGUGAUUCUGUGAGUCUACGGGUGUGGGAAGAAGAGAAUCUAGAAAUGAGAGGUGGAGUUUCUUUAGAAGCAGAUAAGAUAGUUCACAAGAAAAACAGGUAGUGCUCAGGAACUUGAGGAGGUGUGGGGCAGUCACUACCAAUGUCUUGUAUCUAUGUAAUCCUUGAUACCACAAAUGAGGAGGGUGAGCAGGCUGAAGAAGCUGACUGGGAGAUAGCCAGCUGCCUCCAGGGGAGUUUCCAGGAGCAGAGGUGAUUUACAUGCCAUUUGUGGCUGAUUGGUACAACUGACAUAAACAGGGAGCUCCAGACCCUGGGAGACCAGGAAAGGCAGUGUGGUCUUCACCGUGGUCAAGAGCACAGGAGAAUCCAGAGAAUGGCAAAGGAAGUUGCUGGAGGCCAAAUACCGAAGCCACGAUUGAGAGGCUUUGGAGGCAGAGAUGAAACAGCAGGACAGUUUCCCAAGUUAAAAGAAUUAACCCAUUCUAACUUCUCGCCAAAGGAGAGACCCAUCACCUCCAUCCUGGACACAGGAAGCCCCUAGAACUGCUUUCUGAAUCAGCCUCAGUUCAGAUCCAUCUGUCAGUGGUGAUCAGAGAAAUAACAGGAUAAAGGUGUUUGGUGAGCCCCUCUGCUUGGUGGGGUGCUAGGUGCUUUGCGUUCAUCACGUCACUUGCCAUUCACAAGCGCUCUGGAUAACAGUUGCCUCCUGUUACGGAUGACGAGGUGUAGGUUGAGACCCUUGGCCAAGGCACACGGUGAAGUGUUAAGCGCUGCAUUAAAACCUUUCGACCUGGAGGCUGCUCUGCAGCGCCCCAACCGCCUCAGACCCUGCUCCUCUGAACUUUGUCGGACAAGGACCUCAGUAUGGUGCGCAAUCGCUUUCCCACGGAAAACCAUCUACCCGUGGACCUGACGCUUCAAGUGGUGAAACUGUAGGAUACGAUGACGAUGAAUGUCAGGCUCUGUGCUUGGUACCAUCCGGGAGACAGACCUCACAGAAAGGUGCACCCUAACGGUGCAUGGAUAGAAACGAGUGUUAGGCCAUCCAGACCAGAACCUGCUCUCAACUACCGUUCCAAAGUGUGAGUUGGUUCCUGGAUGCCUCACUUUAAAGAACGUGAAUGCUUCCCAACUCUACAGAGUAGAAGAAUCCCAGUCUGUCUUCGAACAUGGGAAAGGCUUGUAAUGUGAGUGAUGACAGGUCCAGUCAGAGUGGGGCAAACCAGAACCCCUGGUGGAGGCCACAAGAUGAAAGCUAACUCUUUGCAAGGAUGAUUCUGUCUGGACUUCUCAGGAGAUGGUAAAUUCCCCGGGACCCGGAUGUGCAAAGACAAUCACAGCUAGUGUUUUAAGGACCCCUCCUCUAUGCCAGGGUUACCAAAAGUGUCUCAAAUAAUGUUCCCCUUUGAAAGUGCUUCUUUUUAACACUGCCAUGUUUUAAGUGAAGAAACUUCACUUACAGAGAGCUAAGCAUCUUGCCCAAAGCUGAUUCAUAGGCCCUUUAUGUCAUGACACCUCUCUGGCAUCAGCUAAAGAACCGCACUGGUGGGGGUACUGAGGAAGGACUAGGAUCAGAAGGGUGACUUUGAAGGGAAUACUUUGAGGCAGUGACUGAUUUUUCCUAAGGGGGAUUCUAGGUACCUGCCCCAAUCGGCCAGAGGCAGAGCCAGGAAGAGGCUGGACUGCCUAGAGGGAGGUGGACAAAAACAACAAUCUAAGCCCAGGAUCCUGCCCCUGCCUUUCUGGGACUCUGAUGUCAGGCCCUUAGGACCUCGCCUUCAAUGAACUCUACUCCAGAGAGGAAAUGGCCAGGCCGACCGUGCCCAGCCGUGGCCGCAGGGGGGCAGCAGUGCCUCGGUGCUCUCGCAAAGUGGGGCUGGCCCAGAGAAGUGCUGGUGAAGCCGGAGUCUGUCUCCACUUUCUGGGGGCUCUGAAACUUCUUUGUCUCCUGUACCUCACUUUUCUCUCCACAGGCACAUCUCAGAGUAGUGAUUCCAUUUUUAACCCUCCAAGAGGCAUGUCCACAUGGGUGUAAAUGGGCCAGGAGGCCCUGCCUGCAGCCUCCCCAGUCCCUGGACGGGAUCACCCUGGCUCUUUCCUCCUUCCUUUCCAGGACAUGACGCCUAGCCUGACAGGGCUUUCUCUGUGUUUUAUUUUACAAGCUAGCUAAGAGAGAAGGUGAUCCAUUGGCGCUCUCCACCCUGUAGAGGGAUUGGGAGUUCUUGAAGGCCCCCCAGGGCUCUGACAAAGCAUCUGGAAUUAAUGAUGCUUCUUGAGCUCUGGAGACAGGAUUUAUGCAUCUAAUAAAGUCUAUAACUCCAAGCUUAGGGGCUGGGGCCGGAGGCUGAGAGCAGGAAGUCCCACGGGGGCCGGGGAGGGGGGUCCCAGGCGGCUCUUAAUGGAGCUGUGCAUUUCCAUUGCCUUCUCUAGAUUCCCCCUCAGGCGGCUGUGGGAGGUGAGGAACAGGGGGACAGCAGGUAUAAGAGGCGGGUGUGGCCACGGCAAGGCAGACGGCAGCAUGGACGCCAGGCAGGCGGCAGUGCUGCUGCUGGUGCUGCUGUUAGUAACAGACAGGAGCCACGCUGAAGGGCCGGGGAGCCGGGAUGGAGGAGACCAGAUCUUCACGGAGGAAGACAGUGGUGCCCACCCACCACAGGAUGCUCAGACCCCCAGGUCACUCCUGCGCUCCCUGCUCCAGGCCAUGCAGAGACCUGGCCGGAGUCCAGCCUUCCUGUUUCAGCCCCAGAGGUUUGGCAGAAACACCCAGGGCUCCUGGAGCAACAAAAGACUGAGUCCCCGAGCUGGAGAGGGGCUGAGUUCCCCCUUUUGGAGCCUGGCUGCCCCUCAGCGCUUCGGGAAGAAGUGACGUGUCAUCUGAGGUUUGCAUUCAAGGCCCACACCCCAAACUGCCAUGUGUCCCCUGCAAAUAAAGCUGUCUGGCUUCUGAA